This is a messenger RNA of Aspergillus aculeatus ATCC 16872, 924 nucleotides long. It is a transcript of the gene rsmA, whose product is annotated as putative bZIP transcription factor (Fcr3). Lineage: Eukaryota; Fungi; Ascomycota; Eurotiomycetes; Eurotiales; Aspergillaceae. The record is from RefSeq and is a predicted model, not a curated record. Bases 1 to 924 code for a protein of 307 amino acids. The transcript has 3 exons. Gene Ontology annotation, cellular component: RNA polymerase II transcription regulator complex. Gene Ontology annotation, molecular function: transcription cis-regulatory region binding; DNA-binding transcription activator activity, RNA polymerase II-specific.
AUGGAUUAUUCCUUCUAUUCUACUCCCAACCCGCAGCAGCAGCAGCAGCCUUAUCCACUAUACAACCUACACGGGCUACCCACCCCGGACCAGGUGCCUCGUGCUGAAGAUGCCCAGGGCACUUUUCCUCAUCUUGGAUCACAUAAUUACCAGCCCUUCGAUCCGAGUUUACGCUUUACGGAUGCUAAUGGCAUUCCUUCUUUUGUCCCUCCCCCGCAUUCGCCGCCCGAAUCCUUGACCAAGCAAUCGGUGUCCAGCAGCGAUGUCGCCAACCCUCACUUCGACCGAGCUUCCCUGGAGGCCGAUGAUUUUCCUAUCGACUUCAACCCGGGCCGAAGUAGCAGCGAGGAGAAGGAUAGCGUGACACCAGCACAGUCUAAGCGGAAGGCACAGAAUAGAGCUGCUCAGCGCGCAUUUCGCGAACGCAAGGAACGGCAUGUGCGCGAGCUUGAGAAGAAAGUCAACAAUCUAGAGCAGGAAUCCAACACCCUGAUGGCGGACAACGAGCGACUCAAGCGCGAGCUAGCCAGAUUCACCACGGAAAAUGAGAUCCUCAAGGCGACGUCCGGCUCGUUCCGGCCGCCUAAUCAGCAAUCUAUGGGUUCGGAACCGACGACGACUGGACCGCUGCAAUAUUCACCCACCGAUUUCAACCCGGGCUCCGACUCCACGGGCGAGCUUCCGCCGCGCCACAGAGUGACCACCUGCCAGGUCACAGGUGAGCGGCUCCUGGACGCCGGAGCCACUUGGGAAUAUAUCCAAGAACAUGAGCUUUUCAAGCGAGGGUCGCUGAACAUUGCAGACGUCUACCAACGGCUCAAGGGCGCGGCUCAGUGUGACGGCACGGGUCCGGCCUUCCGCGAGAGUGAGGUGCGCAAGGCCAUCGAGAAGAGCUCUGCCGCAUGCAGUGACGAGUUGAUAUGA